Fimicolochytrium jonesii is the source of this 1999-nucleotide messenger RNA. RefSeq names its product Alg9-like mannosyltransferase family-domain-containing protein. Lineage: Eukaryota; Fungi; Chytridiomycota; Chytridiomycetes; Spizellomycetales; Powellomycetaceae. Gene Ontology annotation, cellular component: endoplasmic reticulum membrane. The coding region runs from base 146 to 1978 and encodes 610 amino acids. Gene Ontology annotation, biological process: GPI anchor biosynthetic process. The record is from RefSeq and is a predicted model, not a curated record. The transcript has 10 exons. Gene Ontology annotation, molecular function: alpha-1,2-mannosyltransferase activity.
ACGGUGAUGAUAUGGAACACUUGCAUGCAACUCAGAAGUGAGCCGCCCAUUCGGCCACCCUUCUCAAAAAGAAGCUGCCAGCAGCAGCUCCAUCUCGCUGCAGUGCACUUGGUUUGCUGUCUUCCUCGAGCAGAUUGGCUGAAAGAUGCAGCCAACAACGAGCGCCUCGGGGUCAGGCCCUGCAUCGGGCUCUUUCGCCAUUGCUUACAGCUUCUCAUUGGUAUGGCGCCUGGCAUGGGCACUCUUGUGCACAGGGUACAUCCACCCCGAUGAGCACUUUCAGAGCACCGAGAUAAUGGCUGGCUCGGUGUUCAAAUUUGUCACUGACCCACCGUGGGAGUGGCGACUUACUCCUCCCGGGCCGGCCCGGAGUGUGCUGGGGCCAUUUCUGUCCGUCGGCAUCCCGUUCAACGUCUUGAAAUACGUGUCACGGCUUAUCGGCAUGGGACGGAGGGAUAUCGGCUUAUGGGCAUUUUAUGCACCUCGCCUUACGAGCUUCUUGGUGUCGUUGCUUCUUGAUUACGCAGUGUUUAAAGUUUGCCGUGUUCAAAACGUCCCACACCGCACGGCCCUGAUGCUACUAUCAAUCUCACAUGUCACGUUUGUUUACAUGAUGCGACCCUUUUCAAAUUCGUGGCUCGGCAUCAUUGUCGCCGUCAUCUACAUGCUAGUCUUUGCCAAUAAGAACCCAGGAUCACUUCCACGCUCAGCGUUCAUCGGCGCUCUCGUUGCGUUGGGGCUAUCCACUAGGGUCGAGGCACCAGCUGUUCUUGGCCCCUUCUGUCUGGCGCAUCUAGCGCGCUUGAUUCACCAUCAGAAACCCUGGAUGACCGUUGUCAACAACAUUCUGGCGAUCGCGGCCGGGUUCGCGGCCGUAGGCAAUAUCGUCAUUUUGGCUGAUUCGCUAUACUACGGGACGAUGUCGCUGAUCCUGCGGGAAAUCCCGUUGUCGUUACGAGAUUUGUUUUCCAUGCAGCUCUCUGAGGUGUUGGAUUUGCGUAUAAGGGGCCAGCCCACAUUCACCAUUGUCAAUCUACUCCUUUACAAUUUGGACAAGGAGAAUCUAACUGUGCACGGAAUACAUCCACGAUGGUUGCAUGCGGCGGUGAACAUGCCUAUGUUAUACGGGCCCCUAGUCGCCUGCAUACCUAUGGCUUUGCGGAAAACGGAGAGGUCAAAGCUUUGGAUGUUAGCUUCCUUUGGCAGCGUGGCGUCCGGGCUGGCUUUCCUGUCUGCCGCGCCUCAUCAAGAGCCGCGAUUUGUCGUACCCUUCCUCGUGCCUGUCGUCCUAUUGGCAGCACCGCAUGUGGCCAACUUGCGAGCGGGACUUGCUAAGUGGUUUUGGGCCGUAUGGAUCAUCAUCAACCUCGUCGAAGGCGCGUUCUUUGGUGGAAUGCACCAAAGCGGCGUCGUUCCAUCCUUGAUACACCUGAGUCAGCAUGAGAUUGAGGUGGCGGGUCACUGCGUGGACUCGUCAACGACGCGAGGCAUUGCCUGUGCCCCAAACAAUGCUACCACAGCAACGUUGGAGAACUAUGAGACCACAAUCGCGUUUUAUAAACUGUUCUCGCCACCGUGGCACUUGUUAGCGCUCCAAGCAGAUUCCAUAAGCGCCAGAAACACGCGUGUGAUUCAACUUGCGGGAGGACCUGUGAGUAAAGUCAUUGCUCAAACUGAUAACUUUGCCCUCCCAGUGGGCUGUCCGAAAGCCACGGCAGGUGGCGAUCUCCGCACAAGGGAUGGCGCACUCUUUGCCAAAUCGCCCAAUGGCGUUAAUGAACGAUUGCUGCUGGUUGCGCCAACGUACAUACAUCCAGCAGUUGCGGAUGCCUUGAAACCAAGCAACAGAACACUUUGUCCACUAUGGUACACACAGGGCCUACCACAUAUACAUUUCGAUGAUUUAGAUAAACAGUUGGGCAACUGGAAGGGCGAUGUGUGGCGCGUUGGUAUUUGGCAGGUUGUGCUGUUAGAAUAAAUUGUCUUCAAUGGAUAUGGU